This is a messenger RNA of Andrographis paniculata, 2277 nucleotides long. Its product is annotated as ruBisCO large subunit-binding protein subunit beta, chloroplastic. The record is from RefSeq and is a predicted model, not a curated record. Gene Ontology annotation, cellular component: chloroplast stroma; cytosolic ribosome. NCBI's taxonomy places the organism in Eukaryota, Viridiplantae, Streptophyta, Magnoliopsida, Lamiales, Acanthaceae. Gene Ontology annotation, molecular function: ATP binding; ATP-dependent protein folding chaperone. The coding region runs from base 177 to 2000 and encodes 607 amino acids. Gene Ontology annotation, biological process: protein refolding. The transcript is spliced from 15 exons.
ACUUGCCAUUGCCAUACCCUAUCAUAUCAUCUGCUAUAAAAUCCAUAGAAUUGCUGCGCGCAGUCUUGAUUCCAAACACGCCCUCUUCUUCACUGUCAGCGGCGCUCGUCUCAUAAACCCUUAUCAGCCUUCAGUUUCAUCUUGUUCCUUAUCUAUUUUAAGGCUUGAAGAAGUAAAUGGCGUCAUUUGCUGGGAUAUCCGCAGUUGCAUCAUUAGCUGCCCCUGGUUGCAGGGUUCUGGAUGAUAAAAUUGCUACUCCACCAAACAAGUUGUCGUCCUUCGUUUCUAUCUCUUCUAGUUCUUUUGGCAGGAGAAGGAGCAUUGCACUCCCCAAAAAACGAUAUUCUCACAUAAAAUCAGCUGCAAAAGAUUUGUAUUUCAACAAGGAUGGCUCAGCUAUAAAGAAACUCCAGCUUGGUGUCAAUAAACUGGCCGACCUAGUUGGUGUAACCCUUGGUCCCAAGGGAAGAAAUGUGGUUCUUGAGAGCAAAUAUGGUGCCCCCAAAAUUGUCAAUGAUGGGGUUACUGUAGCAAGAGAGGUAGAAUUGGAGGAUCCAGUUGAGAACAUUGGUGCUAAAUUAGUGAGACAAGCUGCAGCAAAGACUAAUGACUUAGCUGGGGAUGGAACAACAACAUCUGUAGUUCUUGCACAGGGUCUUAUUACCGAAGGUGUUAAGGUGGUUGCAGCUGGAGCUAAUCCAGUUCUUAUCACUAGAGGGAUUGAAAAAACCACCAAAGUGUUGGUCUCCGAGCUCAAGUCAAUCUCAAAAGAGGUGGAAGAUAGUGAGCUAGCAGAUGUUGCUGCUGUGAGUGCCGGGAACAGCUAUGAAGUGGGAAACAUGAUUGCUGAGGCAUUGAGCAAAGUUGGUAGAAAAGGGGUUGUGACUCUUGAAGAGGGAAAAAGUGCUGAUAAUAGUCUCUAUGUGGUUGAAGGGAUGCAGUUCGAACGUGGCUAUAUUUCUCCCUAUUUUGUGACCGACAGUGAGAAAAUGUCCGUUGAAUAUGAAAAUUGCAAGCUACUGCUGGUUGACAAGAAAAUAACCAAUGCUAGAGAUCUUAUCGGUGUCUUGGAAGAUGCUAUUAAAGGUGCUUAUCCUGUUCUCAUAAUUGCUGAAGAUAUUGAGCAAGAAGCAUUAGGAACCCUCGUUGUUAACAAACUAAGAGGGGCACUAAAAGUUGCUGCUCUCAAAGCUCCUGGUUUUGGCGAAAGAAAGAGUCAGUAUCUAGAUGACAUUGCAAUUUUAACUGGAGGAACUGUGAUCAGGGAUGAAAUCGGGCUGACAUUAGAUAAGGCUGAUAAGGAAGUGUUGGGCCAUGCUGCCAAGGUGGUGCUGACUAAGGACACCACAACAAUAGUCGGCACUGGGAGCUCUCAAGAAGCUGUAAAUAAACGAGUUGCUCAGAUUAAAAACCUUAUUGAGGCAGCAGACCAAGACUAUGAAAAGGAAAAACUGAAUGAGAGAAUUGCUAAGCUAUCAGGAGGUGUUGCUGUUAUCCAGGUUGGAGCACAAACAGAAACUGAACUGAAGGAAAAGAAGCUUAGAGUAGAAGAUGCUCUAAAUGCUACAAAGGCAGCCGUUGAGGAGGGUAUUGUUGUUGGAGGUGGAUGUGCCCUGUUAAGGCUUGCAUCCAAGGUUGAUGCUAUCAAGGAAACUCUUGAAAGUGAUGAGGAGAAGGUGGGAGCAGAUAUUGUCAAAAGAGCUUUGAGUUAUCCAUUGAAGUUGAUAGCCAAGAACGCUGGUGUUAACGGAAGUGUUGUUAGUGAGAAGGUUCUCUCGAAUGACAAUAUUAGAUAUGGAUACAAUGCUGCUACUGGACAAUAUGAAGAUCUUAUGACUGCUGGAAUCAUAGAUCCAACCAAGGUCGUGAGGUGCUGCUUAGAACACGCUGCUUCUGUAGCCAAGACAUUCUUGAUGUCAGAUUGUGUGGUGGUCGAGAUCAAGGAGCCGGAACCUGUAGUGACAGGAAAUCCAAUGGACAACUCAGGCUACGGAUACUAGGUGAUCACCUCGGCAAGAUCUGUUUUCCUGGAAGGAGUAGUAGAUUAGACAGAGCUUGUUUGGACGCGGGAAUUCAUUGUAGAGUUUGCAGGCAAAUUAUAUGAUCAACACAGUUUCUUCGAAGCUGCUCUUAAAUAACCUUGGCCGAGUAUCAGCUAUAACUAUGCUUUAUGUCAUUGUGUGGUUAUAAAACAUUGCCCAUAGGAUCCUAUUUAAUCAUUUCUUCAUGAUGCACAAACUUUUCGUCAAAAUAUUGAGAAGCCAAUUGAGAUUGAAA